GAGUUGUUGGAAUAGCUCUAGGAAGGCAGCGGUAACUACAUUUCCCACAAGGCGACGCGGUUUCUUACGUCACAAACCUGCGGCAGAGCUGAGGUGGCUUUUGAGAGGUUGUUUUUCCCCGGUCGCUCACCUGAACUCCUCGCAGCAGCUCUCACCAUGACUAAACUUGUGGAGUGGCUGUUCGGUGUGUCGUUGGUGGGCGCAGUCUGGGCUCUGGUUACUUUCGACCUGUUGGACCUGAGCCUGCCGCACACUUACAGGGAGGUGGCCUGGCCGAUGCCUCUCUACCUGCUGGUUUCAUUUGGAUGCUACUCUCUGGCCACGGUGGGAUACAGAGUGGCCACCUUCAAUGACUGUGAGGAGGCAGCGAAAGAGCUGCAGGAGCAGAUCAAGGAAGCCAAAGAGGACUUGAGGAAAAGAGGCUUGAAGAUGUAGAGGAGGAGUAUGUAGGAACGCCUGAGAGACUGAAAGGGACACACAGCCAAGCCUGCACUCGUGGUGUCGGAGUCACUCACAAGAGAAAUGAGACUGAACUCUGAGCCGUCAUGUCCUAAACAUCAAUCCUAAUAAUGUCCUUCACCAAGCACCAUUUGUUUUCAUACAGAUCAGAUGUUAGACAUGAAUGUCCUUGAUGAUUUUCUGAGUUUCUCAUAAACGAGAACAGAGCAGUUUGUUACUGGAUGAUGAAAAAAAAAAACACUUUCUGUUUGUAGCAGGAGGUUUUUCACCCCAUAAACCAGAUGAAAGAAGAACACACAUGGCGCCAUCGUUGGUUUGCAAACUGGCCACAGUUAAAUACCUUUGAGAAUCACUGGUAUGCUAAAUUAUCAUCUGUAACCAGUUGCUGAUCGCUGAAAUGCAAACAAACCGACCCCAAAGAAGUCACACUGGAACAAUCAGAGACGCUUUCCACUCAGAAUUCUCAGAUGCUUUCAAUCUGCAUCAGCUCCGAAAUGGUACGACACAGUGUGGACGUUGUUAUGUGUCUGUGUGUGUGUGUGUGUACGUAGAUGGACUAGAUUUUAUCUAUAAAGAAGUGUACAUUCCAUUCUGAGACGGUUUGCUGUGACUUAAUUAAAUUGGAAGUCUAUUUUCUUCAGUUUUUCUGCCUA
Molecule: messenger RNA, 1112 nt
Organism: Larimichthys crocea (large yellow croaker)
Lineage: Eukaryota; Metazoa; Chordata; Actinopteri; Sciaenidae
Gene: dpm3
Product: dolichyl-phosphate mannosyltransferase subunit 3, regulatory
Exons: 2
Coding region: 157-435 (92 amino acids)
Biological process (GO): GPI anchor biosynthetic process
Cellular component (GO): endoplasmic reticulum membrane; dolichol-phosphate-mannose synthase complex
Source: RefSeq, a predicted model, not a curated record